This is a messenger RNA of Maudiozyma saulgeensis, 1839 nucleotides long. The record is from the annotation of a GenBank genome assembly. NCBI's taxonomy places the organism in Eukaryota, Fungi, Ascomycota, Saccharomycetes, Saccharomycetales, Saccharomycetaceae.
AUGGGUAGACGGAAGAUUGAAAUUCAACCUUUGACUGAUGAAAGAAAUAGGACCGUUACUUUUAUUAAACGUAAAGCUGGUCUUUUAAAGAAAGCUCAUGAAUUAGCUGUUUUAUGUCAAGUUGAUGUAACAUUACUUAUUAUUGGUCCAAAUAAUACAUUAUAUGAAUUUUCUUCAGUUGAUACAACUGAUUUAAUUGAUCAUUAUCUUAAUGAUAAGACAAUGAUUCGUGAAAUUAAAGGACCUGAAGAUUUUGGAAAUUAUAAAAAAAAUAAGAAUGUUUAUCAAGAAAAUCUAGUAUCAGAUAGUGGUUUAAUUGAAGAACAAAUAUCGAAGAAGAGAAGAUUAUCAAUGAUUAAUAACAAUAAUUCAACAUAUUUAAGUCAAAAUGAUAGUGAUGACAGCGAUAGUAAUGAUAAUAUUAGUUCUAAUACAAUAUCAAAUAAUUCAACUAGUCAUACAAGAAAUAGUUCUUUAGGAAGAAAUAAAGGAAAUACAAGAACAUCAAAUCAUCAAAAUGCAAGAUCAAAUGAUACUAGUUAUCUUUCUACUUCAUUUCAAGAAUCAAGUGAUAGAGAUCUCAAACAUCAUUUACAAAAUCAAAUUAAAGGUUAUGGUAUUCUAUCAAAUACGGGACAUCAAAUGAUACGACAACCUGGCAAUGAUCAACAACAUCUAUCAAAUAAUGAUCCAUUAAAUGAUGAGAUAUCAAGUAAUAAACCAGACGGAAAUAUGAUUGGUACGCCAUCUAUUAAUACACAACAAAAUAUUACCUCUGGUUCAGGAAGCACGCACUCUUCAGUAUCACAUAACGAUACACAUGAACAAAAUAAGAAAACAGGUGCAAGACCAGUGUUAAGAGUAGAAAUACCAAAUAAUAAUGUCAUCAGUAAUAAUGCAAUUCAAAGUGAACCAUCAUCAUCUACUGUAUCUGUAACUACUGCAAAUAUUUAUGGUAGUAAUGGCUCAUCUCAAUAUUUUAAGAAAUUGAAUAACGACGGGAAAGGUUUGGCAAAUAUUACUACUAAAAUGGAAUCACCAGUAUCCGGAACAGGUAAUGCAUUGUCAUUAGAUAAAGGUAAUGAUUCAUCAAAAGUCCCGUUGAAGGCCCCUAAUAGUACAACUUUUUCAUUUUCCAAUGGUCUCCCUCCUUUAUUUUCAAGUACAUCUGCUGUACCACCAUAUGUUGCCACACCUUUACAAGGAUCAAAUAAUGGCAAUAAUAAUAGUAACAGCAACAACAACAACAAUAACAACAAUCCAAUGAACUUCUCUGGAAAUAACUCGAGCAGCCCUAUUCAAGCGCAAAUACUCCCCAUACAGAAACAACUACCAUCUAACCAAACACAACGUUACAACCAACAAAUUCCAUUUAAUCCACCUCAGUUAGGGUCGGCUAGAAUAUUCUCCCCUACCGGAGGGUUAGGAAAUGUAACGAAAAUGGGCGUACAGGAUCAUAUGAUGAAUGGCCCUCCAACAGGUUCGUUACCUUCCAAGUUUGCCAAUGAAUUAAUGAUGCCUUCCCCAAAUGGAUCUAUAUCAAUGUUCCAGGAUUGGAGUCUAGGAUCGGGAAAUAAUGCGAAUGGAGCUAAUGGUCAAAAUAGUAGUACAUUGGGUGGAAAUAAUAUGGCAAAUAAUACUGGAGGUAUCUCUGGAACUAAUAACGCAAAUAAUGGUAACCCCUUCCCUACAUCAAGUAAUGGCAACACUGGUCUCACACCGUACCUAAAUGCCGGUCAAACACCUUUAGCCAACAGAUUUUUCAAUUUUGCAGGUGAUGUGGUCAACGAUGAUUCUGGUGCUAAUAACAGUAUAAAGAACCUGAAAAAGGAAGAGUGA